Messenger RNA from Amphiprion ocellaris (clown anemonefish), 2773 nucleotides. RefSeq names its product E3 SUMO-protein ligase ZBED1-like. The record is from RefSeq and is a predicted model, not a curated record. Lineage: Eukaryota; Metazoa; Chordata; Actinopteri; Pomacentridae. The transcript has 3 exons. The coding region runs from base 1000 to 2034 and encodes 344 amino acids.
CAUCUGUGACGUGAGGACAGCUGGAAAAAGAGGAAUGUUGGUAGACUCCUACAGAAUGACUGCUAUCUGGCAUGGAGAUGUCAAAGGCCUAAAGAAGGUCAACCCUAUGGACUUUGAAGUCAUGGUGGGAGCUAGUGAUGGGAGUAUCGAUACCAUGGUAUCGAUACCCGUAUGUCACCCAUUUUGGUAUCGACUACUCCAUUAAAGUAUCGAUUACUAAUUAAUAAAUGCGAAAUAAAAGUGUGUGUCUCAAUUCUAGAUAUUUUUAGAUGACUUACUCCAGUGUUCUGUACCGAAACACCCCCCAGCCCGCAGCAUAUUGAACUGGUCCAUCAGUCACGUGACCAGAAGAGCCGCCAGUUGUGUGUGUUUACCCUGUUAGCAACAACACGGCACGGCAUGGACGGGUGAAUUUGAAAAAUCGGAGAAAUGGCCACCAAAAAGAAGCGUUGUAUGGACAUAUUUUUCGCCAGCUGAUAAAACUUCAGCCAGGUGUGAAGUGUGUCACAAGAGAGUUCAACACAGCAGCAACACGAGCAAUCUGUUCAAACACCUGAAGUGUGUGCAUCCAGAGGCUCAUGCCGAAGCUGAGAAAAGGCAAGAAGACGCAGAGCAGAACGCGGCACCUGCACCCAUCAGGCAAACAACUUUGAAAGAAAGUUUUAAAAAAGGCAAAGUCUAUCCAGAUGACUCACAUAGAGCCCAGGAGAUCACCAGGAGCCUUGCUCAGAUGAUUGCAAAAGACUUGCAACCCAUUUCAGUUGUUGAGGAUCCAGGUUUCUGUCAUUUUAUGAAGAUGGUGGAUCCCCAGUACCAGAUCCCAAGUAGGAAAUCACUGGUGACAGAUGUACUUCCAAAACUAUAUGCACAAGUACGAGAAACAUUGAAAGACUCCAUACAGUCAGCAAGCAGUCUGGCUUUAACAUGUGAUAUGUGAACUGCAAGAACAACUGAAUCUUAUUUGACUGUGACAGGACACUUUACUGACAAGGCUGGCAGAUGCAGUCCUGCAAUCUUGCAACAAUCCAUGUAGCUGUACAGCACACAGCAGACAACAUUUCUGAGCUCCUCGUGAAAAUCACUGAUGACUGGGACAUUACUAGUAAAGUUCAUACUGUUGUGACAGACAGUGGGGCUAAUAUGGUGUCUGCUGUGUGGAAAACUUACUGGAAGCACAUUCCAUGUUUUGCACACACACUCAACCUCAUUGUAAAGGCAGACACAAGUCUUGAGUCCAUCUUGGAGAAAUGUGGUGCUGUUGUUCGGUUCUUCCACCACAGCACCAAAGCGACUGACAAACUGAAAGAGGUACAAAGUCAGUUACAGUUGCCACAGCACAGACUAAUGCAAGCAGUGGAUACACGGUGGAAUUCUGUGCUGUACAUGCUGGAGACACUGUAUGAACAGCAAGAAGCCAUCACAACUGCACUUUGUCUACUUGGAAGAAACAGCUUGUGCCUGAAUGGGGAAGAGUGGUCCCACAUUACCCAGGCCAUUGAAGCACUAAGACCUUUUGAAGAGGCCACUAAGGAGGUUUCAGCAGAGCAGUAUGUAACUAUUUCCAAAGUCAUCACACUGGUCUGUCUUCUUCAACGUUCUGCAGGGCAGAAGGAUAACACUCUGGCUUCACAACUUGCAGCACAAUGCCAGCGGCGCUUUCAAAACAUUGAACACAGCCACACUAUUGCAGCAAGCACCUUUUUGGACAUCAGGUUCAAAAACAUUGCCUUCUGUGACAUCGGAAAUGUGGAAACAAUUAAAUCAAGAAUCAUCAGUGAUAUGCAAGGCAUGGGCUGCAGUGAGAGAGAGAUGUCCAGCAGUGAAGCCUCAACAUCUGCAUCUGUUACUGCAUCAACAUCAGCAGAGUGUUCAGCUUCCCAGGGAGGAUUGUGGCAGGAGUGUGACACUCGGGUUUUGGCUUCUCAGAGCAAUCGCACAGCAAACACAGAUACAUACAUUGAAAUGCGCAGAUACAUGGAAGAAAAAGUGAUCCCAAGGAAUGAGGACCCUUUGCUUUGGUGGAAAAAAAAAUGAGAGAGCAUUUCCACAACUGAGCAAAGUGGCAAAGAGAUACCUCGGAUAUGUUGCUACAUCUGUUCCAGCAGAGAGGCUGUUUUCUAAGGCAGGAGAGACAGUUAGCCAGAAGCGCAAUCGCCUCAAACCUGAGAAUGUUAAUAUGUUGCUGUUCAUAAACACCAAUCUGAAGCUGUAAAGACAAGUGUGCACUUUUUUUUUUUGUUUAACAAUUUUAUUUAAUUCAUAUUUAUGUUAUUUAUUAUAUUGUAUUGAUGACAAACAUUUUUGUCAGGAUCAUUUUGUGAAAAUAAUGCUGCUCAGCCAAAAUUCAGAGUAAGUUCAAAUAUGUUUUGUUUUAUUUAAUUCUUCUUUAUUUUAAUUAUUUGUUUAACUUUUGUAUUUUGAACCGUGCACAUGAAAGUUGUUACAUGGCCAGUAUUUGGCGUUAUUUGUUUUUAGGAGAACUAAUAAUAUGAUUGAGAAAAAAAUUCAAUAAGAAAUUACCAGUAAUCGGUAUCGGUAAUUGGUAUCGAAUAUUUUAUGCAAAAAGUAAUCGGUAUCGUAUCGAAUCUUAAAAGUGUGGUAUCGCCCACCACUAGUGGGAGCCAUUUGUGACUGCAGCCAUUGGACACUGGCUGUAAAGGCCCUUGGCUACUUUCACAUUAGACGAACCAUGUUGAUUUUAUUGUUCCUAAUGCAUCUGUUGCUGGUCUGUAUGUUCAAUCUAUUCACAAAUUAAAAGGUCAAUCUUUGCUGA